AUGAAACCGCUCCCCUUUCCCCUCGCACUCAACAUUGGCACUGACAUCGUCCACAUCCCCCGAAUAACGCGCCUCCUCCAACAAACCAAUUACCUCGGCCGUUUCACGCGCCGUAUCCUCAGCGACCAAGAACACAUUGACUUUCGCAAACGUUUUCAACAUAUAUCCCAGCCGCAAACGCCGAGUCACGCGUCAUCCACACAACCAACGAUCACACCGGAGAUGACUCGCUGGCUUGCAGGUCGCUUUGCCGCCAAAGAAGCCGCGCGCAAAGCCGCGCCGGGGGGAGCUGCGGCGCUGAGCUGGAAAGACGUGGUUAUUCGUGUGCCGGAGCUGGGCGAUGAAGCCGAGGGUGAGAGAGUGGAUGCGGGCGUAGAUGGGAGUACUUCACGCCAGCAAAGACAGCAACAGCAGGACGACGGCACGAGUCGGAGGCCCGAGAUUGUGUUUUUGGGAGAUGGGAUGGAUCAACCGGAUCGACUGGGGCAGUUGUCCAUUUCGCAUGACGGUGACUAUGUGGUCGCGACGGUGUUGGCUGCCGGAUGA
Penicillium diatomitis is the source of this 546-nucleotide messenger RNA. RefSeq names its product 4'-phosphopantetheinyl transferase B. NCBI's taxonomy places the organism in Eukaryota, Fungi, Ascomycota, Eurotiomycetes, Eurotiales, Aspergillaceae. Bases 1 to 546 code for a protein of 181 amino acids. The record is from RefSeq and is a predicted model, not a curated record. Gene Ontology annotation, molecular function: magnesium ion binding; holo-[acyl-carrier-protein] synthase activity. Gene Ontology annotation, biological process: fatty acid biosynthetic process. The transcript has a single exon.